This is a messenger RNA of Drosophila kikkawai, 3270 nucleotides long. It is a transcript of the gene Rev1, whose product is annotated as Rev1 DNA directed polymerase. NCBI's taxonomy places the organism in Eukaryota, Metazoa, Arthropoda, Insecta, Diptera, Drosophilidae. Gene Ontology annotation, molecular function: deoxycytidyl transferase activity; damaged DNA binding; DNA-directed DNA polymerase activity. Gene Ontology annotation, cellular component: nucleus. The record is from RefSeq and is a predicted model, not a curated record. Gene Ontology annotation, biological process: error-prone translesion synthesis; error-free translesion synthesis.
AAGACCGCAACAUUUUUGCACGGAGGUUUCUUCAUUUCUUUAUGAUUUCAAAAAGAAUUAAUGGCACGUGACGAAGACAAUGGUUUUGGAGAAUGGGGCGGCUACUUCGAAGCCAAAAAGUCCAAAUUGGAGGAGCAAUUUGCUGCCGCCAGCGAUCCAUUUCGCAAGUCUGACUUAUUUCAGGGAAUCUCGAUUUUUGUGAAUGGCCGAACCGAUCCUUCGGCGGAUGAGCUGAAGCGCAUCAUGAUGGUGCACGGUGGAACCUAUCAUCACUACGAACGGUCGCACACCACAUACACAAUAGCCUCCACUUUGCCGGACGUGAAGGUGCGGAACAUGAAUCUGAGCAAGUUCAUUAGCGCCAAGUGGGUGGUGGACUGUCUGGCGCAGAAUAAGAUUGUCGACUACAAGCCCUAUUUGCUGUUCACCAACCAGAAAACCUCACAGCCGAGAAUCAACUUUGCAAAUGUUAAAAAUCGCAGUUUAAAGGAGAGCAAAAUGGAGGUAGAUGCACCGGCAGAGCCACCGGCAGAGUUACCAGCAGACAAGAUGGAAAUUGAUCUGGCUGGGAUUCUAGGAGAGCUGCAGCAGGCUGUGGUUACCUCUCCGGAGAAAAAAGCCGAGACCAGCAGUUUGUCCGAGACCAAUCAGUCCAUCAACAAUCUGUCCAGCACAUCAUCGAACUCGAAUCAUGCACGCACCGCCGCUGAUCCUCGUUUCCUUUCUGAAUUCUACAAGAACUCCCGGCUGCACCACAUCGCCACUUUGGGAGCUGGCUUCAAGCAGUAUGUCUGCGAGCUGCGACAGGCCAAUGCCGGCAAAGACUUUCCCAUGCGGGAGGCACUGAAAAAUCUAAAGGAAGCCACCGAAAUCUCUGGAUUUCGGUAUGUAAUGCACAUUGAUAUGGACUGCUUUUUCGUUUCCGUGGGUCUGCGGUCUCAUCCGGAGCUCCGCGGCCUGCCUGUGGCGGUGACCCACUCCAAGGGCGGCAGUGCAGCAGCCGAUGUGCCUGUGCAUCCGCAGGCGGACAGACAGGUGGAGCAGGAGCUGUUUGCCCAGCGCUUCGAGCAUCGCCUGCACGACGACAACAAGGUGGACAAGGUGCGUUCUGGCUUUGAUAAGAAAAUGUCACUCUCGGAGAUUGCCUCCUGCAGCUACGAGGCUCGGGAGAAGGGCAUUCGCAAUGGCAUGUUUGUGGGACAAGCUUUAAAGCUCUGCCCGGAGCUGAAGACGAUUCCCUACGACUUUGAUGGCUACAGGGAGGUGGCCUUCAUGCUGUACAAUACGGUGGCCCAGUACACCUUGAAUAUUGAGGCUGUGAGCUGUGACGAGAUGUUUGUGGAGCUGACCGAUAUGGUGGAUGAACUGAAAGUGGAUGUGAUGGCUUUUGUGGAGCACCUCAGGCAGGAGGUUCGCACCAAGACUGGAUGUCCCUGCUCGGCGGGAGUGGGACCCAAUAAGUUACUGGCCCGCCUGGCCACCAAAGAGGCCAAGCCGAAUGGCCAGCACUUGCUGACAUCUAAUCAGAAUAUCCUGGCCUACAUGGCCCCCAUGGCCUUGGAAACUCUGCCUGGAGUGGGCAGCAGUAUGAGCCACAAACUCAAGCAGGCUGGCCUGAACAACUGCGGCGAUGUGCAGCAAACGUCGCUGGCGAGGCUGGAUAUGCUCUUGGGCAAAAAGUUGGCACUGAAUUUACACAACAACUGUCGGGGCAUCGAUCCACGUCCCUUGGUUUAUGAGCAGGCUCGCAAAACCGUUUCUGCGGAAAUGAACUUUGGCAUUCGCUUUACUAAGGCUAUCGAGUGCGAGCAAUUCCUGCGCCAGCUCAGCGAUGAGGUCACCAAACGUCUGACUGAGGUCAAGCGUAAGACCAAGUCCAUCAAUCUAAAGAUUAUGGUCCGCGCUGCCGAAGCGCCCGUGGAAACCUCCAAGUACAUGGGCCACGGCGUUUGCGAUAUUGUCAACAAGUCUUCGAACCUCAAGCAUGCCACCGAUGAUGUCAAUGUGAUUACCUCUCUCGUCCUCAACCUGAUGAAGGAAGCUGAUCUGCCUUUCCACGAGCUGCGCGGACUUGGCAUACAUCUCACUAAGCUCGAGGAUGCCGGUGAAGUGAGAAAGGAUAAUGUUCUCAAGCAAAUGUUUAUUAAAAUCACCGAGAAGAGGACACGUUACCCGCUUAAGCCUCCAAAGGAACAGCCAGUGGAGAAAGUAGCCGAGGUUAAAGCCAAGAUCAAGCCCAGGAAUGUGUUGAGCAUGUUAAAUGCAGCAGCAGAGGUCCAAAAACCAAUGAUCAGGGAACAACCAAAGAGUUCUGAGUGUGAAGGUGUGCAGCCAGAACUGAAGUUUACUGAUGUGGGACCACGUGAAAUCGAUCCGGAUUUUCUGGCGCAUAUGCCGGAGGAAAUACGAUGUGAGCUGCUCAAAAAUCAGAAUGAAUUCUUACUCAUGGAGAAGAAAAAUGAUGACCCUGCUAGGAAAUCAUUAAGCCCAGCUUUCUCAACCACUCCAUCGGAUGAGGAGAUACCGCCGCCUCCACCUUUUAUUGUAAGAAGCUCAUUAGGACAAACUAGUCCCCUUAAUGCCAGCGAUCUUCGCCCCUCCACUUCCCGUGCUGGCCUGGCUCGCUUGCAGCAGCGAGCAGCUGCCCGAAAGGAGUACGAAAACGACAGUCGCUCCGACGAAAACGACUGUCGCUCCGACCAGAUUGUGGCGGACUACGUCAAGGAGCUGCCCAAGUAUACGCAUCCUGCAUUACUGGAGUACAUCAACAGGUCCCCGGAUGAGGUGCCCACAAGCGGCAAACCUCCCGCUAUUCCCUCUCCCAAGGUAGAGGUGCCCUCCAACAUGCUGGAGGGAGAUUACAAGAGCAUGCUUAACGUAUGGAUCAGCAACGAGGAGGUGCCGCUGCCAGCGGACGUAGAAAUGAUUUACAAGCAGAUCUGCAGUCUGGUGAGAGCUGAGAAAUUUAACCUGAUGUACGAUGUGAUGAGACACUUGUGCCGCCUCAUCAAUGCCAAACGCGGAGGCUCCUGUCGUUGGCACAUGGCCUACAAUCACAUCGAGUUUAAUAUCCAGGACCUUAUGAUGGAGAUGCAGGGUUACCAAAUGUGCUUGAUCGAGAAUAUUCGCUGCGCCAAGUGCAGUGUGUACUAAUUCAGACAUUAAAUGUUAUUUGAAAGGAAAUGUGAUACAUUGUUAAAUGGCAGGAGAUUAGAAACAGUUCCUUAAAGUUAAUUUAAAUAAUAAAAUAUAUGAUUUUCUAACCGAAAA